This is a messenger RNA of Suillus plorans, 204 nucleotides long. RefSeq lists its product as uncharacterized. The annotation marks the transcript as partial. Lineage: Eukaryota; Fungi; Basidiomycota; Agaricomycetes; Boletales; Suillaceae. The record is from RefSeq and is a predicted model, not a curated record. The transcript has a single exon.
ACAUUUAGCCACAGAGAUGGCAGUGAAUCUCCUUCACUGUUAGAUCUUCUUGUUAGUCUGGGAAGAAACCAUCAUGCAACAUUAGCCUUGGCAGACCUCAAAGCAGAGCUUAAUUAUUCUCCUGGUACAAUAGUUUAUAUCUCAGGAAGGGUGCUAGAAUACUCUGUUGGACCCUGGCUUAAUGGAGAACAGUUCGUAAUUGCC